AUGGCGGGCGUUUUCGAUAUUGAGCUAGAUGGGGGCGAACCACAUCGCUAUGGUGAUAGUGGCGUAAUGCAAGAAGAGAUGGAAGAUGACCAGAUGUACAGCAAUGUAGCUGAUGGUGUAAUAUCCGCUCCGCCGCCAUCCUCCUCAUUCAUCCAAGAUCCAAUGGUUGAAGCCAUUGAUUUGUCAUGUAUAGCCGUCAAUCAAGGCGUUCGAGUCGGCCCA
Molecule: messenger RNA, 222 nt
Organism: Cooperia oncophora
Lineage: Eukaryota; Metazoa; Nematoda; Chromadorea; Rhabditida; Trichostrongylidae
Source: the annotation of a GenBank genome assembly